Molecule: messenger RNA, 3096 nt
Organism: Helianthus annuus (common sunflower)
Lineage: Eukaryota; Viridiplantae; Streptophyta; Magnoliopsida; Asterales; Asteraceae
Exons: 4
Coding region: 1-3096 (1031 amino acids)
Biological process (GO): telomere maintenance; DNA repair
Molecular function (GO): DNA helicase activity
Source: RefSeq, a predicted model, not a curated record
AUGAGAGAGUUUUUUGCAUAUCGUGUGCAAGACAGAAUUAAUCAGUUUUCAUUGAUUCUAAAUUCAAGGAGACUCUUUCAACAAUUCUUGGUUGAUGCGUAUACUAUGAUUGAGAGCGAAAGGCUUAACUACAUACGACUUCAACAAAAGAAUCUAAGGUCAGAUAGCUAUGAAAGUCUAUGUGAAUUAAGAAAUAAGGGCCAGCAAGACAUAUCUAAGGUUGGAAAACGAAUCUUUUUGCCCUCUUCGUUUACCGGUGGCGCUAGAUAUAUGAUGCAAAAUUAUUUAGAUGCCAUGGCUAUCUGUAAGUGGUUUGGUUAUCCGGAUUUUUUUAUAACCAUCACGUGCAAUCCAAAGUGGCCUGAGGUAAAAAGGUUUCUUAGAGACACAAAUCUUAAACCUGAAGAUAGGCCCGAUAUACUGACGAGAUUGUUUAAAAUAAAGUUGGAUUCAAUUUGCAAAGAUUUUAAAGAACGCCAUCUAUUUGGAAAAGUUGCAGCAGUUGUUUACACAAUCGAGUUUCAAAAGAGAGGAUUGCCUCAUGCCCACCUAUGCUUAUUCUUAGAAAAUGAAUCCAAACUUCCAACGGUAGACCAUGUUGAUCCAUUUAUAACUGCAGAAAUCCCUGAUGAAGAUGAAGAUGCAGAAUUAUAUGCGCUUGUGAAAGACUAUAUGAUUCAUGGCCCUGAUAGAGCAACCGUUGCUGUUGUCCAACAUGAUAAUAACAAUGAACAACUAGAACAAGACGAGGUCAAAGAAUAUUAUGAUUGUAGGUAUAUAUCGGCUUGUGAGGCAUCUUGGAGGAUCUUCACCUAUGAUGUGCAUUACAGGACUCCUUCUGUUAUGAGGCUGCCUUUCCAUCUGCCUGGAAAACAACCUGUUGUUUUUGGACCCGACGAGGAUAUUAAUCAAGUCCUUAACAAACCAUCUGUCAAAGCUUCAAUGUUUCUUUCCUGGAUGGAACGUAACAAAGACCCGAAUGACACAUUGGCCCGUACACUAACAUAUGUUCAGUUUCCAAGUUGGUAUGUAUGGAAGCUUGAUAAACGUUGUUGGGAACCUAGACAAAGACAUAAGUCAAUUGGGAGAAUUCACGCUGUAAGUCCGUCUCUUGGGGAAGCAUAUUAUUUAAGAAUUCUUCUUAACAAAGUGAAAGGACCAAAAUCUUUUGAUGAUAUUAAAACAGUUGAUGGUAAGGUAUAUGAUACAUUUAGAGAUGCAUGUUAUGCACUCGGUCUUUUGGACGAUGACGCAGAAUACAUUGAGGCAAUCAAAGAAGCAAAUGAAACAGGAUCCCCUUCGUAUCUUCGUAAUUUAUUUGCUACUUUGCUAUUAACAAAUACGUUGUCCAGACCUGAGGUUGUAUGGGAAAGCACAUGGAGAUACAUGACAGACGACUUUAUCUACAGACUUAGAAAAUAUCAUCGUCUUACAGAUUUAUCAAUUCCAGAUCACCAACUUAAAAACUAUGUUUUGAGUGAAGUUGAAAAAUUCUUAGCCAGAAACAACUCAUCACUCAGAAGAUUUGAGACAAUGCCGUACCCAGAUACUGCGUCUAUGUCUGAUUCAGACAAUCGUUUGAUUAACGAGGAGCGUAUUUACGACCAAACGAAUCUUCAAGUUGAAUUUAAUAAUCAACUUAAUUUGCUAACUGAGGAGCAACGGUCAGUUUUCCAACAAAUAAUCAACGCAGUUGAGAGUAACAAAGGUGGGGUUUUUUUUGUGUACGGCUAUGGUGGGACCGGCAAGACCUUCUUAUGGAAGACAUUAUCUGCGGCAAUCAGAUCAAAAGGUCAAAUUGUAUUAAACGUUGCUUCAAGUGGCAUCGCGUCGUUGUUAUUGUCUGGUGGCAGGACCGCGCAUUCCAGGUUUCGUAUUCCAUUGAAUCUUACUGAGGAUUCAGUUUGUCAUAUAAAACCGAAUGGAGAUGUUGCUAGACUACUACACGAAACAAACUUGAUUAUAUGGGAUGAAGCGCCUAUGGUCCAUAAGCAUGCAUUCGAUGCGUUGGAUAGAACAAUGAACGACAUUUUCAAUAUCGAAACUUCAAACAGAUCAAACAUCCGCUUUGGAGGGAAGGUUAUUGUUUUAGGAGGCGAUUUUAGACAGAUCCUUCCUGUUGUUCCAAAUGGUGGAAGACAAGAGAUUGUCAAUGCCUCAAUAAGUUCGUCUUAUCUGUGGAAUACAUGUAAGUUGCUGAGAUUAACAAAAAACAUGAGGUUAACAGUUGGAAGUUCAGCAUCCAACGCUGAAGAAAUAAAACAAUUUGCCAAAUGGCUUUUGGAUAUAGGUGAGGGAAAUGUUGGUGGUCCAAAUGAUGGAGAAGCGUCAAUUGAAAUACCAAGCGACCUUCUAAUCACUGAUACAUCGGAUCCCAUUUCCACUUUAAUUGAUUUUGUGUAUCCUUCAAUUCUCGAAAACUUCAACAAUCAGAAUUAUUUCAGUGAGAGGGCUAUACUUGCACCUAAGAACGAGGUUGUGCAUGAAAUUAAUGAUCGGUUGUUGUCACUAUUCCCAGGAGAAGAACGAGAGUAUCUUAGUUCAGAUAGUCUUUGUCAGUCUGAAGAUCCAAACGCUACACAACAAAAACUAUACUCUCCUGAUGUGCUUAACGGUCUUAAAGUAUCCGGCUUACCUAAUCAUAGGCUAGCACUAAAAGUAGGCGUGCCGGUGAUGCUAUUACGUAACAUUGACCAACAAAAUGGGCUUUGCAAUGGUACACGACUACAAGUCAAAAAAAUGUAUAACCGUGUAAUAGAAGCCGAGAUAAUAUCCGGAGGGAACAUAGGCACACGCACUUAUAUACCAAGGAUUAGUUUGAUACCUUCUGAUAAAAAAAUUCCUUUUGAGUUUCAAAGGAGACAAUUUCCGUUGGCUGUUUGUUUCGCAAUGACUAUUAACAAGAGUCAGGGACAAUCACUGUCUAGAGUUGGUCUGUAUCUGAAGCAACCAGUUUUCACCCAUGGUCAGCUGUAUGUUGCUUUAUCAAGAGUUAAAACCAGACAAGGAGUUAAACUUCUGAUUUUGGACAAUGACGGCAAACCUACUAAUAAAACGACAAAUGUAGUUUACAAAGAAGUAUUUCGUGACUUGUGA